Molecule: messenger RNA, 3097 nt
Organism: Pungitius pungitius (ninespine stickleback)
Lineage: Eukaryota; Metazoa; Chordata; Actinopteri; Perciformes; Gasterosteidae
Product: growth/differentiation factor 8-like
Exons: 3
Coding region: 79-1158 (359 amino acids)
Cellular component (GO): extracellular region
Molecular function (GO): cytokine activity; growth factor activity
Source: RefSeq, a predicted model, not a curated record
AGCCAAUCACAGCGUCCCGAGGCCCGAUGACGCACUCAUAUCAGUCAGCGACACCGCACCGACCUCGUCUUCUUCGGGAUGCUGCUCCUCUUCCUCUGCCUGGUGGUCUUCUCCUCAGCGGACCUCUCCGCGGAGACGCGCCGGACCCCCGAGGCGCCGGCGGAGAGCGGGGAGCAGUGCUCGGCCUGCGACCUCCGGGAGCACAGCAAGCAGAUGAGGCUCCACGGCAUCAAGUCCCAGAUCCUCAGCAUCCUGCGGCUGGAGCAGGCGCCCAACAUCAGCCGGGACGUGAUCCGCCAGCUGCUCCCCAAAGCGCCUCCUGUCACCCGGCUGCUGGAGCAGUACGACCCACGGGGGGGGGGAAAGGAGGAGGAGGAGGAGGACCACGCCACGACGGAGACCAUCAUCACCAUGGCCACCGAGCCGAAUCCCGAGGCCGAGCGGACCUCCUGCUGCCUCUUCAGCCUCAGCCCCAGGAUCCAGCCCCGAAACAUCCUGCGCGCUCAGCUGUGGGUUCACCUGCGGGCGGCCGACGUGGUCGCCGGCGUCUUCCUGCAGAUCUCCCGCCUCCAGGCGGGGGAGGAGGGGAACGCCACGCGGGUCCGGGUCCGCUCCCGGGAGGUCGGCGCCGGCUCCUGGCAGAGCGUGGACAUCAAGUCCCUGCUGCAGGUUUGGCUGCGUCAACCGGAGGCCGAGUACGGGAUCGCGAUCAGCGCCUACGCCUCCGACGGCACCGACCUGGCGGUGACCUCGGCCGGGCCCGGCGAGGACGGGCUGCAACCCUUCAUCGAGGUGAAGAUCCUCGACACCCCCAAAAGGUCCCGCCGGGACGCCGGCCUCAACUGCGACGAGGAGUCCGCGGAGACCCGCUGCUGCCGCUACCCGCUCACCGUGGACUUCGAGGAGUUCGGCUGGGACUGGAUCAUCGCCCCCAAGCGCUACCGGGCCAACUACUGCUCCGGGGAGUGCGAGUUCAUGCACCUGGAGCAGUACCCGCACGCGCACCUGGUGAACAAGGCCAGCCCGCGAGGCACGGUGGGGCCCUGCUGCACGCCCACCAAGAUGUCGCCCAUCAACAUGCUCUACUUCAACCGCAAGGAGCAGAUCAUCUACGGGAAGAUCCCAUCCAUGGUGGUCGACCACUGUGGCUGCUCCUGAGCCCCCGCGGGCCUCGCUUCGACCCCAUCGGUUUUAUCGAAAAGGCCAAGCUUCGUCACGGUUACGUCCCAUCUAUGAAAGAGAGGUCCAAAGUAUUCUCACGGGCAAGUGAUCCUUAAAUCUGUGCUUUCAUCCAACAGCAAACGUUUGGAUUGCAUCACACCAAACACCAAGAGAUCCCAGAGAUCCUCCGGUCUCCUGUGACAGCGUGUCCUGAUGUGAGCUUUGACCAGAGCAAACCCAGCAGGACGUCUUCCCCCUCCGCCUUUAUUAUGAAAAACAUGAACCGCCUGACUCGGCCUUCUCUGUCCCAAAGUAAACUCCUCACUGCGAACUGUUCUUUGGAUGAUUUAGUGAGUUGAUGAACCCCACGAGAGAAGGUCGAGAGACCUGUCAAUCAAGGCGCGUCUUAUCAAUACGCCUGGGAGUGCUUCAUGUAAUCGAACACAGCUCGUUGCAUCCUCUCCUCGAGGUCGAAAGGUCGCGUCGACAUUUCCAUUUUUCAACCCUCUGUACCGGUUAAUACAAAAAUCUUGUGUCUUUGUGUUGCCUUUGGGGAGCAACAAUGAAGCUUAGCGUGGCUCCAAACUCAAACUAUGACCCCAACUCUCCAUCCGUGCAGCAGGAGCUUUCAUGCAGAGGUUGUUUCUUAGAAUCGCCCCUCACUCCUCAGACAGCCUGAGACACUCUACAAAGCUUUGGAUCCAUCUGCUGGUUGCAUUGUGAGUGCAGGAGCUGCGUCCUCAGGGGGAGGUUGUGCAGAUGUCCUCGGUGUUGUUGUGCAUCCCGGGGCUUUCUGACCCAACAGUCUUUGUUUUGCUGUUGGAACAGAAAGUCCACGAGGGACACAGUUUCACGUUUGUGGUUCUGCAGCAAACAGAAUGUCAAACUAAUUGCAUGAUCAUUAGUUGGUUUUCCUACACAAAUUAGUUCUUAGUUUCAUCAGGCUUCUCUCUAUGAAAGUGAUUUUCUUUAGAUGCAAAUCUAUCCACCUGAGAAAAUGAAACAAGCAGAAUAUUGCACUUAAUGAUACUGCUCAUGUGGAUAGACUGCAUUGGAAAUGAUCAACGGUUGUUAAGAACACACCGCAUUAAACACAAAGAUGAUGUUUUAUCUCACUGGGAUCAUGAAAUGAUGGUGAAAUCAGCUUCUACGUCAGCCGUAACCCGUUCAAAGAUAACCAUCACAUAGAUAAGUAUACAUAAAUUGUAUUUAUUUCUGCCACCACGUGACCUGAAUGUGUAUUGUUUCCAGAUUGAGUUGGUGAGAACUUAAUGACAACUGUGUGCUUUAUACAUGCAUCUAAUGAGACAAGUUCCCCUCGCGCGUAGUGCUUUGUGUGUAUAUAAGUAACCAUUAAUGUACUACAAAUACUAUUUGAAAGCCCACAUCUGCAUAGAACUUGUCAAUUGAAGUAUAACUGCUAAUAUAUAUUUGCAUGAAUAACACACAUCUUAUCACGUGUUGGUGAGCAAACUAAAAGGCUUGGAUUUAUUUGUUGUUCAGAUUUUUGAAUAAUAUUUAGUUUAAUUUUUCUUGUGCCUCUGAAAAAAAUAUUCAUAUUUUUCCCACAAUUUUAAAAGAACUCAAACCUUUUCAUUGUCUUAAUGUCGUAGAAAGGUAACACAAUUUCCCCCCGAAAAACAGAUUUUUUAUAAUUGUUGAUUGUCCAAUUGCAUUAUUAUUUUGUAACUUGACUUUUGUGCAUAUAGGGAAUUUAAAAAAAUAUAUUAUUUGCAAUACGUUGUCAUGACUUAGGUUUCAGUUUCUAAGUUACUUUCCCUUUCUCUGAAAUCAUGUGAUCACUGCAGGCUCUUCUGGCCACUGGCGUUUCUCCCGCGGUAACUGAACUAUUUGGCUUUUAAAUAUACAAAUACUAUUUUUUCUGUGGUUACACACUCUCGUUAUGUAAAAGAAAUAAACAAUCGUUUUUACCUGA